AUGAUGAGUAAGUGCAACUCACAGCACGCUAUAAAUGAUAUCAAGAAAUAUAUUCUAACCUACUUCCUCAAGUUAGCUGAUUCACAAUGUGUAUUGAUGUGGGAUCCAAUGAGCAAGAAACACAAGUCAUUUAAGUACAACGAGAUUCAAUCAAUGUAUUUCAUCAAAUCUUUGGUUGUAAAAUAUGAAGAAAAUGGUUCUUUGAAGACUAUGACUAUUUCUUCUACACCACAAUGGAACGAAUGGGAUGCUGCUGCGACACCAACUACAUAUUAUCCAUUGUCAAAGAUACUCGAACGGUCUCAACAGGAUGGUGGGUAUGCUCAAUGGAGUACAACAAUGGUGCAAGCUGCUUUCAAUGCCGGUUCAUUACCAUGUGCAACUCUACUUUUUAAUAGAUGGAUCAACUUUGCUGCACUGUGGUGUUGA
This is a messenger RNA of Cavenderia fasciculata, 429 nucleotides long. RefSeq lists its product as uncharacterized. The transcript has 2 exons. Bases 1 to 429 code for a protein of 142 amino acids. The record is from RefSeq and is a predicted model, not a curated record. Lineage: Eukaryota; Evosea; Eumycetozoa; Acytosteliales; Cavenderiaceae.